Molecule: messenger RNA, 1123 nt
Organism: Hemibagrus wyckioides
Lineage: Eukaryota; Metazoa; Chordata; Actinopteri; Siluriformes; Bagridae
Product: free fatty acid receptor 2-like
Exons: 2
Coding region: 158-1123 (321 amino acids)
Biological process (GO): G protein-coupled receptor signaling pathway; cellular response to fatty acid
Cellular component (GO): plasma membrane
Molecular function (GO): G protein-coupled receptor activity
Source: RefSeq, a predicted model, not a curated record
UGGUUUUAUUCUUUCUAAGCCUGCUACCCAAGUGCAGUUGGAUCUAUACACUGAAAUUAUAAGUUCACAACAUAUGGAUUGCUUUCACUUUUAAUAAGAGGUUAGAAGACGUGCUUAAGGAUCACAUUACUGUCAUUGGUGCCCUGCAGUUGCCAAGAUGAUAAACCACUGGGUGCUUCUCUCAACCUAUAUUAUAACCUUCUUAUUCGGCCUACCAGCCAAUAUCCUGGCCAUUUAUGCCUUCAUCAGGAAGCUUAGAAAAAAACCCACACCCACGGACAUCCUCCUGCUGAACCUGACCCUCUCUGAUCUGCUCUUUUUGUUUUUCCUACCGAUGAAGAUGUAUGAGGCCGCAUCAGGCCUGCAAUGGCACCUUUCCCAGACCAUGUGCUCCAUCAUGUCAUUUGUCUUUUUCACCACCAUCUACACCAGCUCUCUGCUCCUGAUGGCUAUCAGCAUUGAUCGCUACUUGGGAGUGGCCUUCCCAGUGGCCUACAUGAAGUUUCGCAGGCUUCUCUAUGCCAUCAUUGGCGGGAUUUUCAUCUGGCUGGUUAGUGGUGCACACUGCACGCUUGUGUUUUUCGUCGUCCAUAUGGGCACAGGGAAUAGCACUGAAGCCAAGACCACCUGCUACGAGAACUUCACCGAUGACCAGAAAAGCGUUGUACUGCCAGCGCGCCUGGAGUUCUUUGUGGUUCUUUGUGUAUUGCCCCUGGUUGUAUGUGUCUUCUGCUAUCUCAACUGCAUCUGGAUCCUUUACCAUAGGCCCCGCAUAACAAAGGAGAAGAAGCAGAGGGCCAUUGGAAUGGCAGUGGGCACUUUGAGUGUCUUCUUGAUUUGUUUUGUGCCCUAUAACGUUUCUCAUCUGGUGGGGUUUAACACUAACGAAAGCCCACCAUGGAGGUACUACACACUGCUCCUAAGCACCUUAAACACCUGCCUGGACCCCAUCAUCUUCUACUUCUCCUCAACCAUGUAUCGCAACACCACCAAAAUGUCCCUCGGGAGAGUUUUCUCACUUCGCCGUCGUCUAGGCUUGAACACCCCUCCCAAUUUAGAGGUUGAAGCAGAAUCAAACUCCGACAAAGAAUUUGACCGUCACAAUAGUAACAACAAAAAAUAA